AGCGCGCACACGUUGCGGGCAGAACCCUUUUGCAGGCUGGCCUUGGUCAUACAUCGUUGACGACACAUUUUCACAUUAUUAGAUUUGGAGUCACAGGCAUAAGACGGAACCGGCGGUUCGGCCACUGCACGCACCGGCAACACAGAACCGGGCUGGAGCGCAAGGAAAAGCCGGGGAGCCGAAACAUGAUGAUGUGAACACCAAUAACCUUGUCCUUUCGCCACAUCGUGAGUGGAAAAAGGGCUUGUUAGUGCAUGCAGCCAUGGGGAAAGACUACUACAAGAUUCUGGGCAUCCCCAAGGGCUCCAACGAGGAGGAGAUCAAGAAGGCCUAUCGGCGCAUGGCCCUGCGCUUCCACCCUGACAAGAACACAGAGGCCAAUGCCGAGGAGAAGUUCAAAGAGAUCGCCGAGGCCUACGAGGUGCUCAGCGAUCCCAAGAAGAAGCUCGUCUAUGACCAGCUAGGGGAGGAAGGUUUCAAGACGGGAGGCAGCAGUUCCUCCGGUGCCCCUGGUACCACAACGCACCACUACGCCUUCCAUGGAGACCCCCACGCCACCUUUGCUUCCUUCUUCGGCGGCUCCAAUCCCUUUGAUGUGUUUUUCAGCGUGAAUCGCAGCCACGCCCGUCCCAACGGUUUCUCCUCCCACAACGAACACGGCAACGACGCCGAGCAGGACGCCGAGCUAGAGGAAGAUGACCACCUUGUUCACUUAGGGAGGCAAUUCGGCUUUGCGGGAGGGAUGAAAAACAGCUUCCCGGCAGAGGUCCGCAGAAGAAGGGGCGCGCCUUCAGAGAGCCUGAAGGGAGCCCGAAAGCAGCAGGACCCCCCGCUGGUCCACGAGCUUAAGGUCUCACUGGAGGAGAUCUUCCACGGCUGCACCAAGCACAUGAAGAUCACACGUCGCAGGCUGAACCCAGAUGGGAGGAGCUUGAGGACGGAGGACAAGAUUCUCAACAUUGUGAUUAAGAAGGGCUGGAAGGAGGGCACCAGGAUCACCUUCCCUAAGGAGGGCGACCAGACCCCUGAAAAUAUUCCUGCUGACAUUGCCUUUGUGCUCAAAGACAAGGGCCAUGCCCACUUCAAGAGAGACGGUUCCAAUAUCAUUUACAACUGCAAGAUCAGUCUCAAAGAGGCGUUGUGCGGUUGCACCCUCAGCAUCCCCACGCUGGAGAAGCGGGUCAUCUCCCUGCCCUGCCGUGACAUCAUCAAACCCGGGACAGUGAAGCGACUCCGAGGGGAGGGCCUGCCGUUCCCUAAGAACCCCUCACAACGCGGCGACCUCAUUGUGACGUUCUCGGUACGUUUUCCCGACAGGAUCCCACCGCAGUCCAAAGAGAUCAUCAGACUACACCUUCCUCCGUCGUAAGAAGAAUUCCACACAAUGAUGGAUUGUGGAGCCUCUCUCUUAUGAAGCCUCCAUGUUUCUCCACGCAGCAUUUUGAUAGACUGCAUAACAUGGAAUUACACGCUUACUUGACACUAUUCGGUUCAAUAUAUUCAAAUAGCUAGCAGUUGAGACACAGGUCGGUUUUAUUUCAUUUUUACCUCAAUAUCUUCUUAACUCUUUUCAAAACUAUCUGUGGUUUCCUAUGCGCCAUUUGUGUGCUCCUCGUCUAUUUCUACGACUUUUACAACAUUUCUUCAUCAAGCGUACCAACAGCUCAGCAUUUCUUUCAAUCUACUGAAGCAUUGCCUUUUUACGACUUCUCCAGAUAUCAUCUGUCUCCCUCACUAUCAAUUGUCUUAGGCUCUGUUUUGCAAAACAAUCAACUGUCAUUGGAAUAAUAACAUGGAAUGACAAUCAUCUACUAAAACAGCAGUCUAAGCUCAAAACCUGCACAGAAAAUCGGUGCUUUCCGUUCGAACCAUACAACCAGGCUCACUAUUUAUGUGCCUUAGCCAAGUGUUGUAUCACACACACACACAAAUGUAACACCCAACCAGCCGUGUAAAAUGCACACCAGAUGACAAACAUUCUUAAAAGCAGUCUACAUAUUGUACUGUAUUAUACGCAACAAUAGUAGAAAUCCUCAUGAGGACUCAUUCAUCUUAAGUGCAAUUCAGCAUAAGUUGGACAUCCCAGAGGAAUUCAAGUAUGAUUGAAU
This is a messenger RNA of Syngnathus acus (greater pipefish), 2108 nucleotides long. It is a transcript of the gene dnajb5, whose product is annotated as DnaJ heat shock protein family (Hsp40) member B5. Lineage: Eukaryota; Metazoa; Chordata; Actinopteri; Syngnathiformes; Syngnathidae. Gene Ontology annotation, molecular function: protein-folding chaperone binding. Gene Ontology annotation, biological process: negative regulation of transcription by RNA polymerase II. The coding region runs from base 263 to 1369 and encodes 368 amino acids. The transcript is spliced from 5 exons. Gene Ontology annotation, cellular component: cytosol. The record is from RefSeq and is a predicted model, not a curated record.